Messenger RNA from Perca fluviatilis (European perch), 4341 nucleotides. RefSeq names its product Na(+)/H(+) exchanger beta-like. The record is from RefSeq and is a predicted model, not a curated record. Bases 390 to 2681 code for a protein of 763 amino acids. Gene Ontology annotation, cellular component: membrane. Gene Ontology annotation, molecular function: sodium:proton antiporter activity. NCBI's taxonomy places the organism in Eukaryota, Metazoa, Chordata, Actinopteri, Perciformes, Percidae. Gene Ontology annotation, biological process: regulation of pH; proton transmembrane transport; sodium ion transport. The transcript is spliced from 12 exons.
AGUUCAGCGUGAGAAAUUUAUAUACUGUCUAUGGAAAUUUGUCUGAUGGCUGUUGAUACUUAAAUGAAGUUCUCAGAGUUUCGUUCAGGUCUGAAACAACCAGGCAACAUGAACUCUCCAGGCUUUAAAUUAUCUUUGCGGGCGAGUAAGAAAGUGUGAGUUUAAAAAAAAAAAAUCUUCCACCGAUGACAGCAGUUAGUUUGCAACAUAAAUCACCGUUUGUCGUUUUACAACUACGCUAGUUUUAAGAUGCCUGGGGAGUUUGUGCGUAAAAGAGCGCCCUUCCCCGUUGCGCACCACGCUGGCUUCCCGUACUAGCUAUCCUCAUCUUCAUCUUCAUCGGAUCUAGAGCUGAGCAGCAGCGGCUGAGCUGUCAAACCAGCCUAAAAAUGGCUGAGCUCCGUCUCGCCCGGAGGAGCUCCUCUCUGCCUCUAACGGGUCUAAUGGGCGUUGUGUUGCUCGUUUUCGUCUUUGUCGCCUCUGCGAGUCGUGAUGUUGUUUCGGAAAACAACAAGACGUGGAGGGAUCCAGCCGGAGAGACCCGCGGGGAUUCCCAUCAUCAAACUAACUCUACUGCUCACAAAAAGGCUUUCCCAGUCCUUUCCUUCAACUACGAGCACGUCAAGAAGCCCUUUGAGAUCUCUCUGUGGAUCCUCCUGGCCCUGCUCAUGAAACUUGGUUUCCACAUUAUUCCCGGAGUUCAAAACAUCGUCCCGGAGAGUUGUCUGCUGAUCGGCGUGGGUCUGCUGGUGGGCGGCAUCAUCAAAGCCAUCGGGGGGGAAGCCCCCGUCCUCGACACUAAGCUCUUCUUCCUCUACCUGCUGCCUCCCAUCAUCCUCGAUGCCGGCUACUUCCUGCCCAUCCGGCCCUUCACAGAGAACAUGGGCACCAUCCUGGUGUUCGCGGUGGUGGGGACCCUGUGGAACACCUUCUUCAUCGGCGGGAUGAUCUUCGCCGUGUGUCGGCUUGAAGGAGGCCAGCUGGCCGGCGUGGACCCGCUGUCCUGCCUGCUGUUCGGCACCAUCGUCUCGGCCGUGGACCCCGUGGCCGUCCUGGCCGUGUUCGAGGAGAUCCACAUCAACGAGCUGCUGCACAUCCUCGUGUUCGGGGAGUCGCUGCUCAACGACGCCGUCACCGUGGUUCUCUAUCACCUGUUCGAGGAGUUCACUCACGAAGGAACUGUGACUGUGGUCGACGCCGUCCUCGGUGUCGUCUGUUUCUUUGUGGUUUCACUGGGAGGCAUCCUGGUGGGAGCCAUCUACGGCGUCCUGGGUGCCUUUACCUCCCGCUUCACCUCGCACACCCGAGUCAUCGAGCCCCUGUUUGUUUUCCUCUACAGCUACAUGGCUUACCUCUCUGCUGAGGUCUUCCACCUGUCAGGCAUCAUGUCGUUGAUAGCAUGUGGCGUGGUGAUGCGGCCGUAUGUAGAGGCCAACGUCUCCCACAAGUCGUACACCACCAUCAAAUAUUUCCUGAAGAUGUGGAGCAGCGUGAGCGAGACGCUCAUCUUCAUCUUCCUCGGUGUUUCCACGGUGGCCGGCCCUCACGCCUGGAACUGGACCUUCGUCAUCGUCACGGUGGUGCUCUGCCUGGUGUCCAGAGUGCUGGGAGUCAUUGGCCUCACAUACAUCAUCAAUAAAUUCCGUAUUGUAAAGUUGACCAAAAAGGACCAGUUCAUCGUGGCCUACGGUGGCCUGCGAGGUGCCAUCGCCUUCUCACUGGGGUUCCUGCUGACCAACAGCAAGAUGAAGAACAUGUUCCUCACCGCCAUCAUCACGGUCAUCUUCUUCACUGUCAUUGUGCAGGGAAUGACAAUCAGGCCUCUGGUGGAGCUACUGGCCGUGAAGAAGAAGAAGGAGAGCAAAAGAUCAAUUAAUGAGGAGAUUCACACACAGUUCCUGGAUCAUCUCCUCACAGGAAUUGAAGACAUCUGUGGUCAUUAUGGACAUCAUCACUGGAAAGACAAGCUGAACCGCUUCAAUAAGGCCUACGUGAAGAAGUGGUUGAUCGCAGGCGAGCGCUCCACCGAGCCUCAGCUCAUCUCCUUCUACAACAAGAUGGAGAUGAAACAGGCCAUGAUGCUGGUGGAGAGCGGGAGCGCCGCCAAGCUGCCCACGAUUGUGUCGUCCGUCUCCAUGCAAAACAUUCAGCCGAGAGGGCCGGCCAGACACCGGGCCAUCCCGAGCAUCUCGAAAAGUCGUGAGCAAGAGAUCAGAAAGAUUCUGCGAGCCAACCUGCAGAAGACCAGACAGAGGCUUCGUUCCUACAGCAGACACGACCUGAUGAUCGACCCGUUUGAGGACAAUGUGAGUGAAGUUCGCUUCAGGAGGCAGCGCGUGGAGAUGGAGAGGAGGAUGAGUCACUACCUCACAGUUCCUGCAAACCGCCAGGAAACACCGCCAGUGAGAAAAGUUUGCUUUGAAUCAGAACACAAGGUUUACACUUACGAUGACAGCAAGAGUCCCCUAGGCCGGACGGCCGAGCCAGAUCCCAGCCCUCCUGAUGCCGUCAGCCUGUUGAACGAAUCCUCCCAGAGGGCCAAUCAGAGCAGCGAACACAGAGCCAAACGCAAUGAUGAGCUGAGGGCCAAAGUGCCGGAUGAGAAGGAGGAGCAAGACCAACUGAAACUAUCACGUUGCCUUAGUGACCCCGGUCCAAACAAGGAAGAGGAUCUCUCAUGAUGAAGCACAUAUUCACAGUUGUUGAAAGCAGAGGAUGAAUUCUCCUCUUCAUGAUCCUCUCAUGGGAUCCCUAAAUGAACGGGAGUCAUAGCAACGUUUGACAUUCAUGAAGUCUUAUUCUGUUCCGUGUUCUGUUGUUGUGAUAUGAGAUUAUGCAACAACAAAAAAUGUUUUCAAAAGUUCAUAAGGAUUUUUACCAUGAAACACACUACCAUGCACCACUGCCUAUUUGCUAUUUCAGGAUUUAAUUACAUCCUGAAGUGAGCAGAGUGUCAGCAUUUUGUGUCUUAGCAGGCAGACUUGCAUCAAAUGGUACAAAAAAAAGACUUGUUUUAACAAGCUUGAAGCACCCGAUUGGUGGAGUCUGUCCCCUAAAAGCACAGUUUAAAGCAGAGCUCGACCGAUAAAUCGUCUCGGGUAAUAUUAGCCUAUUGCAGAUAUAUCAGUAUUGGCAUAUCUACAGUAUUUGCCAAUGAGGAGCAAGAAGUUGCUGCAUAAAAAUACCAAAGAAAUGUUUAAGGGGAUUUAGAAACUGUGUCCGACAGUUGUAAGCUGUGCUAGUGGCGUCUUUAAAUGAACGGCAAUGUCGGUCUGCCAGUUGGCCCAAACUAAAAUAUUAUAACAGCUAUGGAUAUAUGGAUGGAUUUCCGUAAACCUUUAUUUGUUAACACGCUAAACUAAAAUGGUGAACAUUAUGUCAUCUUAACAUGAGCAUGUUAGCAUACUGAUGUUAGCAUUUAGCUUAAAGCAGAGCCACUAGCAUGGCUGUACACUCUUAGGACUGGGUUAUGCUAGAAAAAAACUAGGCAUCAGUGUUUUUAGUUGUUGUUACGCAAUAUUAUUUAAAUCCGGGGAUAACGGCGCACAUCCAGACAGCCUCUCCUGGAAUACAUUCAUUAAAAGGUGACAGAAAUAGUUGAAAGAAAGAAGAGAUUUCAGAGAAGUUCACACACUGGUUCUUUUCUCACCUACGCACAGCUGACCAAUCCAAAGUGGGUGUGAAUUUUGAAUCUUUGGUCCCGGUAUGUGCCUGAAAAAUCCUUAUUGAUCGGGCUAUACUAAGUAUAAAAGACUACAAGAGGAUAUUACUUUUAAAAAUGUCCUGAUGAAAUACAUGUAGAAAGCACAAAUCUGGUGAUCCAAGACUGUUAAAAUAACUUAAGUCAAGAGUGUUGACCGAGGUCUGUGAACAAGCUUGUAUUUAACAUCGCUGCAUGACUGAUCAAUGUUUUCUCAGGGACUGCAACACGGCACACAGAAAGAAAAUAAGUGUUACUGUCCAAAAUGUGCUCCACUCGUCUACUUAUAAUGUGACUGUUUUGUAAGCGUCCGUGUUUUAAGCUUCAGUAACAUUCCAGCAGAAAUUGACUUUGUCACAUUUAAGCAUCUUUGUAACAAAGCUCUACAUAUCUGUGUUCCUGGUAACUGAGCAUGCUUUAAGACUUUUAUUGGGAGGUUAAAGAGGUGUAUCACCUUUUCAUAUCUGCCGAGCACUGGACUGCCUGCACGUUUGCCUUAAAACCUAUUGCUUUCUCGUGUGUUUGCAGUUGAAGUAUUUUUAUAUUUUGAAGGGGAAAAAAUUCAAAGUCAGGUCAUAAAUAUUUGCCAAAUGAAGGAAAGCUUUUAUUCCUGUCUGAAAUAAAUAUAUGUCAUUGCUAAA